AUGAAAUAAAAUUGUAAACAUAUGAUGACAAAUUUAAGAAUGCACAAACAUUAUUUAAUGUUUUCUGUAGUGCAGGUAUUGCUCUCAAUUAUGAUAUUAGUGUAUGUAUGAACUUUUAACAUUUAGAUAAUAAUUGACCCAGAAUAAAAGUAAGCUAUAAUUAAAUAAUUAAGUCUCAAGGAGAAUAUGGUAAUAGAAGCAGAGAUAAUAUUGACAUUAGCAAUAAUGAUAGAUAUAUGUAUUAGAAUAAUUGCAGAAAGAGAAGUAAUAUUAUAUUUGAUUUGUUUUAGUAUUUUUUUAAAGAUAACUGGAAUAUUAUGGAUUUAACAGCUUUCGUAUUGAUAUUAAUCUUAAUCAGUCUAUAUUAUGUAUUUGAAUUGCAUUUGUAAGUCAUUAUCAUAUAAAUGAAUAUAGAUAGAUAAAAACUAAUAUCAUUGAAGUUGAUGAUUCAUUAGGGUUGAUUUUAAUAUUCUUACGUUAUUUUAUUUAGAUAAUUAGAAUUAUCAUUGCAAUAAAACAGUAUAUAUAUUUUUUAACUUAUUUUAGAUCUCAUAAAGUAACACAAUUAGGGAAUGUGGAAAUUAUACAAUUUGAACCAAUUGAUUUAGACAAUUCAAAACAUUAAGCUAGUGUAUACAUUGAUGAUCAUAAUGAAUCAUAUUCAUUUAUUUGA
Paramecium pentaurelia is the source of this 673-nucleotide messenger RNA. Lineage: Eukaryota; Ciliophora; Oligohymenophorea; Peniculida; Parameciidae. The record is from the annotation of a GenBank genome assembly.